Messenger RNA from Naegleria gruberi, 675 nucleotides. RefSeq lists its product as uncharacterized. The transcript has a single exon. Lineage: Eukaryota; Heterolobosea; Eutetramitea; Acrasida; Naegleriidae. The record is from RefSeq and is a predicted model, not a curated record. Bases 1 to 675 code for a protein of 224 amino acids.
AUGAAAUUGAUUUUCAACUCUCUUUUAGCUGUUCCCUUUAAUUCAGAAAUGAAGCAAUACAAAACAAUAUCCAAAUGUUUAGGUGUUAUUCUCACCAGAAUUGCCAUCAGUCUCACUCCUGAUUUUGCCUUAAGACUUUUGUCUUCAGAUUACACCGAAAUUACAGGUUAUGAGUUUGUAAAGAACAAUCAUACUAAUUACUUAAUAACAAACGAAGGAGCUUUGAGUGAGAUAAUGGAAAACCUUAUGAAAAAGAAGCAAGCCAUUUUGAAUAGUCCUUACGUUGGUGCAGUGGCACGUUUCCUCUUGAAUUCGUUACCAGUUAGAAUGACGUAUCUUGAUUUCAUUUUAGAACUGAAUCCAGAAUAUUCAAACUCAUAUGAAUUUAAAGACAAGUUCAAGAAAGCAAUUGGUACAGAAUCCAACAUGGAUAAGUUGUUCUCAAUUAGAGAAAACUAUCCCAAGUUGAGUUUAUCUGUUGACACACAAAUGGUUGCAUUGAUUUUGUCUGAAAAGGUUGAUUUGGAAGAUGAAACAGAAUUGAUCAGAAUUCAAGAACUCAUUGACCAAUCUGAAAUCAAGAAGGAAGACAAACUAAAAGUACUUCUUAGCACCAUGCAAUUGACCGACAAUGAAAAGACUGUAAAGUUUUUUAUCACCAUUGCAAAUUUAUAA